This is a messenger RNA of Bactrocera latifrons, 414 nucleotides long. Its product is annotated as extensin-like. The coding region runs from base 45 to 314 and encodes 89 amino acids. The record is from RefSeq and is a predicted model, not a curated record. The transcript has 2 exons. Lineage: Eukaryota; Metazoa; Arthropoda; Insecta; Diptera; Tephritidae.
CUUACAGUCGUAAGGAGUACGCAGUUCGAAAAAUUGCAAGCAAAAUGCCCAGGAAUUUCUUUAUGCUCCUUUUUGGUGUUACGUUAUUAGUCGUCCUAAUAACGUUGGCUCAAGCUCAGCCACCUACUAGGCGACCAACAGCACCCACUAGGCGACCAACACCGCCCACAAGGCGUCCAACUAGACCACCGCCUACAAGAAGACCAACACCAUCUAUAGCACCAACAAGGCGGCCUGUACCAACCAGACCAUCUUAUCCAACCUGGAGACCCUCACCAACCAGGAGACCCACGCCUACCAGGAGACCGUCAUAGGAAAAUAAGUGUCAACCAAUGAAACAAAAAAUUUUUUGAACUGUUUAACUAUUUGAGAAAGGCUUUGGAAAUUUUAUAAAAUUUAGAAUCAUAUAUUUAA